Messenger RNA from Scomber scombrus (Atlantic mackerel), 3248 nucleotides. RefSeq names its product neurexin-3b. The record is from RefSeq and is a predicted model, not a curated record. The transcript has 17 exons. NCBI's taxonomy places the organism in Eukaryota, Metazoa, Chordata, Actinopteri, Scombriformes, Scombridae. Bases 1 to 3207 code for a protein of 1068 amino acids.
AUGCUGGGCUCCGAUGAUUUCUUCUACGUGGGUGGGAGCCCAAGCACUGCGGACCUGCCUGGAUCUCCAGUUAGCAACAAUUUCAUGGGCUGCCUCAGAGAGGUUGUGUACAAGAAUAAUGAUAUCCGCCUGGAGCUGUCUCGCCUCGCCCGCAUCGUGGACCCCAAGAUGAAACUCCAGGGCGACGUGGUCUUUAAGUGCGAAAACGUUCCCACCCUUGACCCCAUCAACUUCGAGACCCCUGACUCAUACCUGGCCUUGCCGAAAUGGAACACCAAGCGCGUGGGCUCCAUCUCCUUCGACUUCCGCACGUCUGAACCCAACGGACUGAUACUCUUCACCCACGGCAAGCCCCAAGACAGACGGGACGCAAAGGGCCAAAAGAACAACAAGGUGGACUUCUUUGCAGUGGAGCUGCUGGACGGAGGACUGUACCUGCUGCUGGACAUGGGCUCCGGCACCAUCAAGGUGAAAGCCACGCAGGCUAAGGUGAAUGACGGCGUGUGGCACCAUGUGGACAUCCAGAGAGAUGGUCGCUCAGGCAUUAUCUCAGUAAACAGCCGCCGGAGUCCUUUCACAGCCAGCGGGGAAAAUGAGAUCUUGGACCUGGAGGGGGACCUUUAUCUGGGUGGCCUGCCUGACAACCGGGUGGGCUUGGUGCUCCCCACUGAGCUCUGGACUGCUAUGCUGAACUAUGGCUACGUGGGCUGCGUCCGGGAUUUGUUCAUCGAUGGACGCAGCAAGGACAUUCGGCAGAUAGCUGUGUCCCAGAACGUGACGGGUAUCAAGUCUUCGUGUAGUAAAGUGACGGGGAAACAGUGCGACAGCAAGCCCUGCAAGAACAACGGGGUGUGUAAGGAAGGAUGGAACCGCUUUGUGUGUGACUGCACUGGCACUGGCUUCUGGGAUAGUACCUGUGAGAGAGAAUCAUCAAUCCUGUCUUACGAUGGCAGCAUGUACAUGAAGGUUGUGAUACCAACCGUCAUGCACACCGAGGCCGAGGACGUCUCCCUUCGUUUCAUGUCCCAGAGGGCGUUCGGCCUGCUCAUGGCCGCCACGUCCCGCGAGUCAGCGGACACACUGAGACUCGAGCUGGACAGCGGGAGGGUCAAACUGACGGUCAACUUAGACUGUGUCAGGAUAAACUGUAACACCAGCAAGGGCCCUGAGGUUCUAUAUGCCGGACAAAAGCUCAACAACAAUGAAUGGCACACAGUGCGAGUGAUCCGCCGCGGUAAAAACUUCAAACUUACAGUGGAUAACGACAUGGCUGAAGGUCAGAUGGCAGGUGACCACACCCGUCUAGAGUUCAACAACGUGGAGACAGGGAUCUUGACUGAGAGGCGCUUUGUUUCCUCUGCUCCGUCCUCCUUCAUUGGGCAUCUUCAGAGCCUCAAGUUCAAUGGCAUGCAGUACAUCGACAUGUGCAAGAACGGGGACAUCGACUUCUGCGAGCUCAACGCCCAUUUUGGCAUGCGGUUCAUCAUUGCUGACCCGGUUACCUUCAAGACCAAGGGCAGCUACCUGGGCUUAGCCACUCUGCAGGCUUAUACCACAAUGCACCUCUUCUUUCAGUUCAAAACCACCUCGCCUGAUGGCUUCAUCAUCUUCAACAGCGGAGACGGGAACGACUUCAUUGCCGUGGAACUGGUCAAAGGGUUUAUCCAUUAUGUGUUCGACCUGGGGAAUGGGCCAAGUCUGUUAAAGGGGAACAGUGACAACCCACUGAACGAUAACCAAUGGCAUAAUGUGGUCAUCACACGAGAUGCUUCCAACAUACACACACUGAAAGUGGAUUCAAAAUCGGUCACCCAGAAUGUCAACGGAGCAAAGAACCUGGACUUAAAAGGCGACCUGUUCAUCGGAGGUCUGGGACCCAACAUGUAUCAGAACCUCCCUAAGCUGGUGGUUUCUCGGGAGGGCUUCCAGGGCUGCUUGGCCUCAGUUGAUCUCAACGGGCGCCUGCCAGACCUCAUCAACGACGCCCUUUUCCGCAGCGGGCAGAUUGAACGUGGCUGUGAAGGCCCGAGUACGACCUGCCAGGAGGACUCGUGCGCUAACAUGGGUGUGUGUAUCCAGCAAUGGGAGAACUUCACUUGUGACUGCUCCAUGACAUCUUAUUCAGGGACUCACUGCAACGACCCUGGCACCACCUACAUCUUCGGUAAAGGGGGGGGUCUGAUCACAUACACAUGGCCCAAUAAUGAGAGGCCGAGCACACGGACGGACCGGCUGGCAGUGGGCUUUAGCACUACCAUCAAAGACGGCAUCCUGGUCCGCAUCGACAGCGCCCCUCGUCUGGGUGACUACAUCAUGCUCCACAUCGAGCAAGGGAAAGUAGGUGUGACUUUCAACAUUGGGACAGUGGACAUCAGUGUUAAGGAGAUGACCACAUCAGUUAACGAUGGCAAAUACCAUUUGGUUCGAUUCACCAGGAACGGAGGCAAUGCCACCUUGCAGGUGGACAACUGGCCAGUCAAUGAGCACUUCCCCACAGGCCGGCAGCUGACAAUCUUCAACACCCAGGCUACUAUCUCCAUCGGUGGAAAUGACCGGAAGCGGCCCUACCAAGGCCAGCUCUCCGGCCUUUACUACAACGGCCUCAAAGUCCUCAACAUGGCCGCCGAAGGCCACGCCAACAUCAAAGUGAACGGCAGCGUGAGGCUGGUGGGCGAUGUGCCAGUCAGCAGAGGUGCUGCACGCACCACCACCUCAGUGCCACCGGAGAUGUCCACCACCUUUAUCGAGACCACGACCACCUUGUCCACCACGACCACUCGCAAGCAGCGCUCACCACCUACCAUUCAGCCAACGACAGAUGACAUUGUUUCAUCGGCGGAGUGCUCCAGCGAUGACGAGGACCUGGAAGAGUGUGAGGUGCCCGCUGCCUUGCCCACGGUGCCCGGUGUGGUAAGGCGAGUACCCCCGGGGGCCUCCGAGGUGAUCCGGGAAUCCAGCAGUACCACGGGCAUGGUGGUGGGCAUUGUCUCAGCCGCAGCCCUCUGCAUCCUCAUCCUCCUCUACGCCAUGUACAAGUACAGGAACAGGGAUGAGGGUUCCUACCAGGUGGACGAGACGCGCAACUACAUCAGCAACUCGGCGCAAACCAAUGGCGCUGUGGUGAAGGAUAAAACACCCAGCAGCACCGCCAAAGCCAGCGCCAGUAGCAAGAGACCGAAAGACAAGGACAAGGAGUAUUAUGUAUAGAAAUCAAAAGUCAUUUCCCAACACAUAAAAAAAUAAACUGU